UGGAUAUCGCCUCCCGCCACGCGGGCGGGAGUUCCCUGGGUUAAUGGAUAUCGAAGUGCUUGUGCAUGUAGGAUUUGGGAUGGAGUCACACGGCCAAGACUUGAAAGCCUCUCCUGGUGUUAUUAUACAUCAAGAUAUACAGAAGGAAAGAGACCUUGCAGCAUUCCAUAAAGAUGAAGUCACUCUUUUCUUGUUUGAUGGGUUAAAGGCUCUGGAGAGGAAAAGAUAUAUCGAGUCUAUCAUUGCUAGCGACCCUCACUUUGAUCAAACUGGUAGAUGUACACUAACCUCUGAAGAAGCUUUUGAUCGAUCAAUCAAAAGAUCUGUGAGAUGGGUUGCUGUCAAAGAAAAGUAUAACCUGAAUGAACCAGAUGAUGAUGCAGCUUUAGGAAGGUGUAUGAACCAAGAUGUGGGUUUGUUUAUUCAUCUGCUGAUGUUCAUACCAACCAUUGAUAGACUAGGAACUGAAGAACAGAAAGUGAAAUGGUUACCUCUAGCUAGACAAUACAAAAUAAUUGGAACUUACGCACAGACAGAGCUUGGUCAUGGUACCAAUUUGAAUUGUUUGGAAACUACUGCCACAUAUGAUGAGAAGACACAAGAAUUUAUUCUCAACUCUCCAACUCUGACUGCAAUGAAAUGGUGGCCAGGAGGAUUGGCUAAGUCAUGCACACAUGUUAUUCUAAUGGCCCAGCUGAUUGUCAAGGGAAAAACAUAUGGUCCUCAUUGCUUUAUCGUUCAAGUGCGAAGUCUUGAGACUCAUCAGCCUCUACCAGGUAUGACACUUGGUGACAUUGGAAGAAAGUCCUCAUUUGAUGCUGUUGGGAAUGGUUUCCUGAUUAUGGAUCAUGUUCGUAUUCCUCGUCUUAACAUGUUGAUGAAGUAUGCUGAGGUUACUACUAAUGGUGAGUACAAGCGACUAGGCAAUCCUAAGGUUACCUAUGGGAGCAUGAUACUCGUCAGAACUAAGAUUGUAGAAGCUGCUUCCUAUGAAAUUGCCAAAGCCAUCACCGUGGCAACAAGAUACAGUGUCAUCCGCAGACAAGGUUCAAUAGAGAAGAAUGGUCCUGAGGUUCCAAUUUUAGAUUAUCAGACUCAACAACACAAGCUAUUCCCUGGCAUUGCUGCUGCUUAUGCCUUCAAGUUUGUCAGUCUUCAACUCAAGCCACUCUAUCAAGAGAAUGAGAAAAACCUUCAAAAGCUAAAUUUUAAUCUUCUUCCAGAGCUUCAUGCUCUGGCUUCUGGUUUAAAGGCCCUUACAACAAGAGAAGCAACACUUCACAUUGAGACUUGUCGCUUUGCCUGUGGGGGUCAUGGUGUAAUGUUACAGAGUGGGUUGCCUGACAUGUACAAUAAGUUUUCAGCAGCCUGUACCUAUGAAGGCGAGAACACUGUUUUACUUCUGCAGGUUGCAGGGUUCCUGAUGAAGAUUCUAAGUAAAGCUCAGGCAGGGGAAUCCAUUCAAGGACUUGGUGCUUAUCUCACAGAAGAACCAGAGAAUAGCUGGUCAUGUGACCAACCAGACCAGUCACUGAAUGCGCAUCUUAUUCUAGAUGCCUACAAGCAUAGAGCCCAGUGGUUAACUCGUAAGGCAGGAGAGCAGCUAGCCCAGAUGAUGGGGCAAGGACUAUCUCAACAACAAGCCUGGAACAAAUCUAGUAUUGAUCUAGUCAAAGCUUCUCAUGCUCACACCCAAUAUUUCAUAGUGAAGUGUUUCUUUGAAGGUGUUCAGCAUGUGAAUGUAUCACAUGACACAGCAACUAUACUCAAUACUCUAAGCUUUCUCUAUGCCAUCUAUCAUAUGGAACAAAACUCUGGAGAAUUCAUCGCUGAUGGAUACAUGACCAAUGAUCAACUGAGUUGGCUACAUAGUCACUACCUUGAACUCCUUGCUGUAAUCAGACCUAAUGCUGUAGCCUUGGUUGAUGCUUUUGAUAUCCGUGAUGAGUUCUUGCAGUCUACUCUGGGGUCCUAUGAUGGUAACGUCUAUCAAAGGAUGUAUGAGUAUGCAAAGACCAGCCCCCGAAAUAGAACAGAAGUACAUGAGACCUACUACAAGUACAUAAGACCUCUACUCAAAGGAAUGAUUGCUAAACUAUGAGUAUGCUCCGUCCUUUCUUCAGGAAUGAAGAAUUUCAAGGAAACACUAUCAAGUGUGUGAAAAUCAAUCAGUACAUACCGAAAUAUUAUAAAUAUGAAUGGAUGCACCAAUUAUAUUGCCUAUUUGCACACUAUAGAGCAGAAUGAUGAUUGCGAGAGAAUAUAUAUUUGCCAAUCAGAUUUGCCAGAACAAAGGGUAACAUAAAUCAAUUCUUUUGUACUUAAAAAAUCUAGUACAUGACAUGUUUAAAGCCUUAUCUAUGAUUAGUAUGGAUUGUGUUAGUGACACAGAAAUAUACAGAUAAGUGUUAAACUCCAAUGCACAUGUCAACUUGCCAAUCGUAAAGGAAUUAAAGACAAAUGAAGAAAAAAUGCUGGCUUGGUGUUUAAGAGACAAGUUUUCUUGAGCAAACCCCAUUCUCGAAUCAAGAUAAAUGUCUGACUUGUAGAAAUUUUCCAACUUCAGUAUUAUAUGUAGCAGCUGUCCAUAUCAUUACUACCAAAUCACAUAUAAUGGGCAAAUAUGUUAUUCGUCAGAAGGCUAUGCAAUUAAUUGUAAAGGUUUUGAUAUGUAGAUUCCCUUUGUCUAUUUUUUUCUAUUUAAAAUGAUGUGCAAUAUUUUAUGAUCCAUUGUGUGCAUUUUUAAAUUCCAUGCCACAAAUUAGAUGCCACACAAUUUGUCUAAUUUUGUAAAAUCUAUAUUUGAGUAGUAUUCUGGUUAUGAAACAUCCCCUAAAAGGUUACUAGAACAAUUAUGUUAUGAGACAUCCUUGUGGAAGUUAUAAUUCUGAAAUGUUUUUUGCAGGGAAACAUUCCCACUAUUGAAGUGUCCAUCUGGGAAUCCUUGCUCUUGGCAUUUUGAGGUGAGAUUUAAGUGGUGAGAGAAGAGGGAGAAGUUGUCUAUAAUGAAAAAAAAUGUGCAUUUUCAUGAACUAAGGUUUUUUGUAUGAUUAUGUAUGUGACUCUUAGUAUGACACAUAAUACUUGGAAUACCUCAAUUUUAACUCUUGUGGCUUAUAUUAGCCAAUAUACAUUGUUAUUUUUCCAUUGUUCUUCCAAAAGCGAUUCUACCCUGAGUCAGGAGACUGUGUUGAACUGUGAACUUUUCAUGUGUUUCAUCACAUUGUGAUUUAAAAAAUGUAUCUUGUUCAUAAGUAUAAUUAAUAGGUGGCUUUAAUGAAAUAUGUAGAAAAAAACAUAGUGAUUUCAUAUUUCACUGCCAAAUUACCAAUUUGACAUGUAUAUUUAUGAUCUGGUUUCAAACAAAACUCAGUAUCAUUGGUCUGAAUUAAUAUUGCGAAUAUUUAUAUCAUUUUUCUUAAUUUUUCUGUAUUCAAGAUAAUUAACUUAUUGUAAAUUUUGAACUGAUCUUCAUAAUAGAAUUAAUGAGGUCAUAUGCCUCUCUGUAUUGAUGUUCAAUAUUCAUUCAAUAGCAGUAUGAUUAAAGUGCAAGUAAAGUUAUCUUUUUAAAAAAAAUGAGUCUUUGUUAACCCUAUCAGUCAGGGGAAGGGUGGGUGGGAAGGCAUUAUACAUCCCCUCAACAUAUUUUUGCAAUAAGCUGUCUAUAAUCAUUUCUACCUCCAUGCUGUAAUGUAUAAGGUUGCCAUAUUUAUGCAAUUUUGGGAUCGGCCCCCAACAUUGUUCUGUGUAAGGUUUGUGUUGUGUUGUUUCAUGGCUUUUUUGCGAUGACAUAGUACACAAUUCCUUGACAACAUGGUAUUGUGUAAGUGCAAAUAAUUCCCAUAAUUAUUAAAGAAUGUUAUUUCAUGUACAAAUCUAAAGCAAAUUCUGUUUCUACCAAAUUUCCUAAAGCAAUAUUGUUACAUUUACCGAAUAUAUCAAUUAAUUUCUUGUUCUGAUUGAAAGAGUUGAAGAACUUUAUAGAUGGCUAAAUACUAAUUUCAUGUGGAAAUUAGCAUAAUUUAGCGAAAUUUCUCUAUGCAAUGAUGUUACAUCUUGUUUUAUCGUCAUUUAGAUUUUUGUUGUGGUCACAUGAACCGUAGCCAAGAUCGGGGGGGGGGGGGGGGGAUGAUCCCCUUCCCAUGACGGACAAAAUUUGAAAUACACCAGUGUUAAGAAAUCCAUUUGGGCAAUUCCACAGGUUGGUCCAAAUCAUGUAACGUGAGUAACCGACACAUUCCAAAGACUUGCCAGGAGCAU
Molecule: messenger RNA, 4260 nt
Organism: Lytechinus variegatus (green sea urchin)
Lineage: Eukaryota; Metazoa; Echinodermata; Echinoidea; Temnopleuroida; Toxopneustidae
Product: peroxisomal acyl-coenzyme A oxidase 1-like
Exons: 15
Coding region: 44-2101 (685 amino acids)
Biological process (GO): fatty acid beta-oxidation using acyl-CoA oxidase; lipid homeostasis
Cellular component (GO): peroxisome
Molecular function (GO): acyl-CoA oxidase activity; fatty acid binding; FAD binding
Source: RefSeq, a predicted model, not a curated record